Messenger RNA from Geodia barretti, 951 nucleotides. NCBI's taxonomy places the organism in Eukaryota, Metazoa, Porifera, Demospongiae, Tetractinellida, Geodiidae. The record is from the annotation of a GenBank genome assembly.
GGUUUCUUUAGGGAGACCUUCAGAGUGUCGUUAGAACCAAAUGACGACUACUCAGUUCUAUUUGGAGAGACAAGAUCUGCACGAGUUGGAAUUAAGGAUAAUGACAUGGUGAGGGUGGAAAUGGAUCUUGAUGCAAGUACGCUCACCAUAAGAGAAGGCAGCAAUGAACCAGCUCAAAUAUGUGCUAAGAUAGUGGCACCACAUGCUGUUUGUCCAAUUGAAUUUUCUGCUUCGUUUGCCUUCCUUUCUGAAACGACUGGCUCAGCAGAAUCAGGACCAACCGAAGAUUUUGUGGCACUCUCAAUAAUGAAACCGAUUAGGAAGUGUGAAACUGCAACGUGCGCUGAAUUGGUCUAUAAUGACGACAAUAUAGUGGAAAUGGACGAAGUUUUUGAUGUGUAUAUAACAAACAGUCCGGGCCUGAUUCAAAGCAUCGAUAUUGAUCGUAGCAGAAGAGCCGUAACGAUUAUUGAUGAUGACAUUGCUAUAAUUGGUCCUCCUCCGAUCAUUGAAGGCUAUGAAUCACGUGGUGUUGUAGAGGUUAAUAUUGUUGCUGCCGAAGGGCUCGAUGAUGACUGUCAAGUGGAUUUCCAUGUUAAUCUCAACCUCACUAUCCCUGACGUGUUCAAUGAAAUUCUGGUGUUUCAGCGUGUGUGUGAAGAUAGAGUACAGUUUUCAGCUGAAUAUUGAUGACGACAAGGUGGAGGAGAGCAACGAAGAACUAACGAUAAUUUUGGAAAAUAUAGACCAGCGCAACAAUAUUGUGCUCAAGAGUGGAACUAUUGUAGUCAUGGAUGAUGGAGAUCUUGGUAUUGUGAGUGUGACUGUGGACGACGUGAAAGAGGGACUAAAUACAACAGUGUGUGCUGUGGUAGUUGACCCUAUUCUCGAUUGCCCAGUUGGUUUCCCGUUUAAUGUUUCGUUAGAGCUCCACUACAACGGAGACCCUGA